Aureobasidium namibiae CBS 147.97 is the source of this 399-nucleotide messenger RNA. RefSeq lists its product as uncharacterized. The transcript has 3 exons. The record is from RefSeq and is a predicted model, not a curated record. Bases 1 to 399 code for a protein of 132 amino acids. NCBI's taxonomy places the organism in Eukaryota, Fungi, Ascomycota, Dothideomycetes, Dothideales, Saccotheciaceae.
AUGGCUCAAACAUCCAAGCGCAUCCUCAUCGCGGGCCUUGGCCGCCACGUCGCUGUAUCUUACGAAGUAGGACCUAGACUCGGUAUCCAAAAGACCAACAGACAAAUAGUGCUAGAUGAAAUCGACAAAGCCAGAGCUGCAGGCUACGAAUGCUCAAGUAUGGAUGUGAACCCCGAACAGCCCGAAGAAUCGAUUAAUCAGAUCAAGAAAAUGUUGACGGAACAACGCCAAGAUCUGUUCAUCAUAGGUUUUGGACUCAGAGGAAACGCCACUCUGACUGCUUUGUUCGAGAAAGCUGUUAAUGUGUGUGUCGCACUGUCGCCUAGCACCAAGCUUGGAUUCGCACCUGCACCGAAUGAGAUGUAUAAGACGAUCUUGAGGGUGCUGUCAGAGAAAUGA